GAGCGGCGCCGGCGGAUCGAUGGCCUGGUGGUGGUGGUGGCAGUGGGCAUAGCCGCGGCUGUAGGUGUAGCAUCGCAUCACGCCUCCCUUCCCUCCCUCCCUCACCCCCCCCCAGCGGGCGUCCCACAGCAACGACGUAUCUACAUCCGCCAAUCCACCAGUCCACCAGCCCGCCAUGCCAUCCACGGCGGGCGUGGCCUGCAACCCCCCCCCCUCGCACCCAGAGUCAGGCCCCUUGCUGGUUGGCGUAUGACCUAG
Molecule: messenger RNA, 258 nt
Organism: Bipolaris zeicola 26-R-13
Lineage: Eukaryota; Fungi; Ascomycota; Dothideomycetes; Pleosporales; Pleosporaceae
Exons: 1
Source: RefSeq, a predicted model, not a curated record